Molecule: messenger RNA, 2925 nt
Organism: Cylindrotheca closterium
Lineage: Eukaryota; Bacillariophyta; Bacillariophyceae; Bacillariales; Bacillariaceae
Source: the annotation of a GenBank genome assembly
AUGACGAUGUUUCGACUGAUUGUCAAGAUCUUUAGCGUAUCAUCGCUGUUGUUGUUAGUGUCCUUGAAGGAUGCCAGUGCUGCAUUGCCACCCAAUUUUGAUGAGAAGCUAGUCAAGUCUCUCAGUUUGCUGACCGACUUUGUCUUUUUGCCAGAUGGCCAGAUGUUAAUCAGCGAGAAGAAUGGCAAGAUCCACGUCAUGGAAAACCCUUUGUCUCUCGACAGUGGGAUUCGUACUGUCAUGAACUUGGAGGGUGUUAUCUGUAACAACGGAGAACGCGGUGUCAACAGCAUGUUGGUGGAUCCCAACUUCAACUCGAACCGAUACGUUUAUGUCUAUUACACUUGGAACAAGAACAACUUUUGUGGAACUGACAGUGACCAAGCUCCCGUCAAUCGUUUGUCUCGCUUUACGCUUGCCAACGACUUUAGUUUUGGAUCGGAAAAGCAUCUAGUGCAAACAGAUCCCGUCGUCAAGCAAUAUCACAAUGCCGGUGGUAUCGUUUGGGGGAAUGAUGGGAACAUUUGGUUGGUCACUGGUGAUGGCGGUGAACGAGAACACAACUUCUACACCGCCGCUGGCCAACGUCCCGAUAACUUGCGGGCCAAACUCAUUCGGAUCACACCCUCGGGUGGGAUUCCUUCCGACAAUCCCUUUCGGGGAUCCAACUCGGCCCGUUGCAACGAUACAGGCAUGACAUCGGAAGGCAAGGAAUGUCAAGAAAUCUAUGCCCUCGGAUUACGAAAUCCAUGGAGCAUGAGCUCGGACCCUUAUGUCACCGACAAGGUCCGUCUGCUCAUUAAUGACGUGGGAGGUUCCGCAUGGGAAGAAGUCAAUGAGGCUGGAUCCGACCACCGGGCCGCCAACUAUGGAUUCCCUGUCCGAGAAGGUCCCUGCAAAUUGGCCAAAACCACGGACUGUGACAAUCAAGAUGCCGAAUUCACCUCUCCUUAUUACUAUUACAUUCACCGGACCAAUCCAGAUCCCGAAAAGAAGGACGAAGGUGCCGGUACCGCAGGAGACUUUUUGCCACCCAAUAGUGGAUGGCCAGCCGAAUUCAACGGAUCCUACUUUUACGCCGAUUUUGUCUUUAACGAAAUCUACCGCCUCGUCGAGAAUGGUGGCUCCGACUGCAAAUCUUGCAACCCGCCCACGUCGCGAUUUGAUGCGGUUCCCUUUUUUCAGGUACCACGAAUCACCCGCAUCCAUUUUGGUCCCGACGACAAUGGCAAAAAGGCCAUGUAUUACAUUUCCCAUGGCGGCGAUGGAUUCAGUCCCGGCAUUCGCAAGAUCUUUUAUGCAGGAAGCGCCAAUCGAGUUCCCGUGGCCAAGAUUGACGCCAAUCCUACCUUUGGUGCCUUGCCACUAACUGUCACCUUUGAUGGAUCCAGCAGUACCGACCCAGAUGGCGAUUCGUUGUCGUACGAAUGGGAUUUGAAUGGCAAUGGGAACGUGGAUAGCACCUCCUCCUCCACCACCUUUACCUUUGAAAAUGCUGGCAUGUACACUGGAACACUUACCGUCAAGGAUGGUAAUGGUGGAACGAGCACACAGACGAUCCGGAUCGAUGCUGGUAAUGUCCCUCCAGUUCCUCGAAUUACAAUGCCACUGGACGAUACUCUCUUUUCCGUCGGCGACGUCCUUACCUUGGUGGGAUCGGCCACGGACGAACAAGAGGGUGCCCUUCCCGAUUCGGCAUUGGAAUGGUAUGUCGACAAGUACCAUGCCGAUCAUACCCAUCCCUACCUCGCAUGGACCUCUGGAAACAACAUUGCCAUUGAUCCUGCCCCCAUUCCGGAAGAUUUCAUGGCGGCUACCAAUAGCUUUUUGCGAAUCUACCUCAAGGUGGCGGAUAGCACUGGAUUGUCCGCAACCGUGACGCGAGACAUUUAUCCCAACAAGGUCACCAUGGACUUUACGUCCGAACCAUCUGGAAUGACAUUGAUUCUAGAUGGGUACGAAGUUACUACACCGUAUACUGGCGUGAGCUGGGACAAGCAUACAUUGAAGCUAGAAGCACCCGAUCAAGGACUGAUGGUCUUUGAUAGCUGGUCUGACGCAGCCGAUCGAGUGCACAACAUUCCUGUCGGAGGAGAUGUCGGAUCUAGCUUCCGUGCCAUCUUUCGCGAAUUGCAGUUGAACACCAUUUUGACCAGUGCCAGUUCCGGAAUCACUUCAGAGGAUGGACCAGUCGCCAUUGACGGUUUGAAUGGUCUCACCAUUGAACAACUUUCGAAUGGGAAACUCAUGAUCAUGAAUACCAUCAAUUCCAGCAUGAUUUGGGAAUCCAAUCCCAGUUCGGUUACGGAGUCUACCUACCGUACCUUUUUGCAAUCGGACGGUAACUUUAUUACCCGCCGUACAACCGAUGACGCCGUAGUGUGGAAAUCGCAGAGUGAAGGUGGAAAGGUGGAUUCCUCUUGUGGAUCUGCCUUUUUGGCCAUUGAAGCUACGGCUCAAAUCUUGGGUGUCUAUUGUGGAGCGGAAGACAAUAGUUCUGGCAGUUUGUGGUCCAUUGAGACUGGGCCCGUCCUUGCAGCCACGGGUGCUCCCACUCUUGCUACUCCAACCAUGGAGCCAACAAUCGAAACUUCACUCCCAACACGCAUGCCAACGGGUGUUGGAGCAGAUCCCACUGCGGCCCCAGCAGUUCCAAUGGAACCAACUACCGAUGUGGCGGAUCCCACUGCGGCCCCAGCAGCUCCAAUGGAACCAACUACCGAUGGAGCCGAUAAUCCAACUACGGCUCCAGCAGCUCCAAUGGAACCAACGACCGAUGAAGUCGAUGAUCCCACUGCGGCUCCAGCAGCUCCAACCGGAUCCGGUUCGGAUCGUGGAAUCGAUGAUUCUGCUGCAACGAGUGGUGUUCCCACUUUCUUUUUUGUGUCAAUGAUUGUCUUGUUUGGCAUUGUGGCUGCACUCUAA